Molecule: messenger RNA, 302 nt
Organism: Aplysia californica (California sea hare)
Lineage: Eukaryota; Metazoa; Mollusca; Gastropoda; Aplysiida; Aplysiidae
Source: RefSeq, a predicted model, not a curated record
UAACCUACAACAUUGUCCCAUCUUCAGGCGUGAGCAAGUCCGACAUAGAGCGUCUUCUUGGUGAGUCGUAUCUCCUGCAACAAGCCGAGGACCUGGAGGACACAGAUGCUACAGAGGACAUGGGGGACAUAGAAGACAUCGGGGAACAACGAGAGGUGUCCUCACUCUUCCUGAAGAACGCUGACCAGUGCCCAGCCGUGAGGGAAUACAGCACGAACUGUGAGCUGGCUGAUCUCUACUCUCUACCUGUGGAUUAUGAAGCGCGCGCCUUGUGUAAUCUGCAUGAAAUGUGCUACGCUUGC